GCGCUGCAAGGAGCUCAUCGACGAGGAGGAGCAUGUCAGAGGGUAUCGAUAUCGGCACGUUGUCCUAUCGCGGUUCGACAACAUGUGGCUGGAGCCCCAUCCACCGCUGCCGGACGGUCCGGGCUGCUGGAUCCCCUGGUACCGUGGUGGCAAUGACUGGGGCGGCUUCAAUGACCAUCACGCUUUCUGUGACCGACGAAGCGCGGAGGUCUACAUGACCGGUCGCUACGACUCCAUCACCGACACGGUGGCUCAGCGAAAGCUGAGGGAUUGGUACGAAAGCUGUGGGAAGUUCACGUAUCCGAAGAGCUUGAAUGUGGAGAAGCACAUCCGGUACAUCUUGGAGAAGGCUGGCGUCCCUGUGUUUCGGUUUCAUGGUGGUCCCUUCCGGAGCUGCGGCCGCACCAAAGGGGCUCCGGGUCCGGGAAAAGGCUGCGUGAUCGAGGAGGAGCUCGGGAUGCCAGCGAAGAGCAGCGGAGCUCAGCUGACAGACGCACUCGAGCGCCUUCGCUUGCAGACUGUCGCUGAGCCCCGGCAGCUGCCGCCGGCUGUGAAUCGCGCCGAUAGGGCGAGGUAUGAGCACCACCCCGCAUUCCACGAUUUCCAGAGCGGGCUUUGGCCGGUAACGGAGGAGUUCCUCUUCGACUGGACGGGCCUGCGUUGGCCCCGGAGCAUCUGCCGACGCGAGGCGACGGGUCCCCGAAGGAGUGAUCAUUGGAUGGCGGAACAGGAGAACUGGACGUGGCUCUGCCAGGUCAAUGUGGCCCACCUAAGUUACUUCUUGGCCAUCGUGGUCGGGGAGGCCGUUCUGAACAGUGAGGCGGAGAAACCUCGCCCAUUCGUCAUGGCGACAGCCGGGGCGAUGCUGGGGCACUGGGCAGCACGUGCAGGGAAACUCUCCCAGCGAAGGGCUCUGGGACCUCCGCAGAUCUUCGUCGCAGAGGAAAGCGAGGAGUGGUUCUGCAGCCUCCUCUGGGAAGUCUUUCUGGGCGAUUUGCAAUCACCUUCCCUUCACUGCGGCCCGCCAUCUUUGGCGUCGUUGUCGCAGUGGCUGGAAGAUCAGGCCCAUGUGGACCUCCUCCUGCUUACUUUCAGUGACCUCACCCUCGCUUGGCUCCGGGACUUUGCGGCCCCGCUGCGCGAGCGAGUGGAGGCCUUGGCGGUCGUGGACCUUUCGGUGGAGGAUAAAGGCCCCCUCCUCGAGCUCCUCGAUGGUUGGGUUUUGGUCCACGACUCGACCUGCCCGAACAGCUGUUUUGUACAGACCAGCUACGGACCGGUGGAGGUGCACAGAGGCACCAUCAUUGCCAGAUCCUCAGAGAAAGGCAACCUCUGGACAGCGGGAUGCAGAGGGUGUAGGUUUUGCUUUCCAAAGACUGGGCGGUUGAGGGCUGGAUUUUGCAAGGGCUCGAGUUUUCGAGUUUGGGUUUGCCUCGCGCCGAGGCGGAAACUUUCUCGGUCCCUCGAGAGACGAAGCUCUAAGACUACCGAUGCCUUGAUCCCGAGCAAUGCAUGUUCCGUCGCUAAACUCCUGAUUUGGCCUCUAGCCCUCAGCCUCCCGCAUAAACCGCUGAGCCCCAGACCCCGCAUCUAG
This is a messenger RNA of Symbiodinium necroappetens, 1594 nucleotides long. NCBI's taxonomy places the organism in Eukaryota, Dinophyceae, Suessiales, Symbiodiniaceae. The record is from the annotation of a GenBank genome assembly.